Phytophthora infestans T30-4 is the source of this 423-nucleotide messenger RNA. RefSeq lists its product as uncharacterized. The record is from RefSeq and is a predicted model, not a curated record. Bases 1 to 423 code for a protein of 140 amino acids. Lineage: Eukaryota; Oomycota; Peronosporomycetes; Peronosporales; Peronosporaceae. The transcript is spliced from 4 exons.
AUGACGACGAUGCACAUGUACGAUGCAUGUCUUGCGCAACUUACCUCUUGGGCUGACGACUCGAGUACGCAACUUAAGGCAAACAUUGCCAAUUCGACGGCAACGUGGAAAAUUGUCAAUAGUCACUCAACUCAUUAUGCCGAAGCAGGUAUGCAGGAGUGGUUUGACAUUAUCAAUGAUACAGGUGUCCACCUUUGGUUAAAUGGACACACGCACGGAGAAAAUCGUCGUCUCUUGUCCGCUAGUGGCAUCCCGACGUAUGCGGAAGGUUAUCUGCAGUAUCACACGGCAGAUGACAAGUGGUCGUAUGCGGAGAGUUUUAACUCGACUAGUGUGGGUGGUGUGGCUACAAAACAUUGCUGGUACGUCCCGAACGACGGAGGUGAAGGUCAAGAGUGCACGUCGUCGUCGAGCUCUUCUUAG